Molecule: messenger RNA, 1580 nt
Organism: Solea solea (common sole)
Lineage: Eukaryota; Metazoa; Chordata; Actinopteri; Pleuronectiformes; Soleidae
Gene: cables1
Product: Cdk5 and Abl enzyme substrate 1
Exons: 7
Coding region: 164-1579 (471 amino acids)
Biological process (GO): regulation of cell cycle; nervous system development
Cellular component (GO): cytosol
Source: RefSeq, a predicted model, not a curated record
UGCUGCCACAAUACUGCACACACGUGACCUUCCUGUUUUCACCCAGUUUAACGCAUGUAGUUAAAAGACAGGCCACCACCAUGGACCAGCACAAGCACCAAUAACACAUUAUACAUGCCAGCAAGGUAAGAUCGGGACUCGGAUCGCCCACUGGACGUGGACCAUGGCGGCUGCCACGAGCAGCAGCAACACAUCCACAGCCACGCUUCAGAUCAAGCACUCGAGUGUCGAGCAUACGCGGAAACGCAUAGACCCGAGGAGGAGGCAAGCGGCGCUGUCUUUUCUCAGCAACAUUUCUUUAGAUGGUCGACCCGUGCAGAGCGAUGCGGACGAGCAAAGUGGAGAGGAGGGCUCGCUGGAGCCGAGGACUAGACACAGCCUGGUUUCCCCGGAGCGCUCGGCGUGCGGAGCCGCCGCCGCCGCCGGAGCUGCGACUGCUGCCGCGGCUGCUGCAGCCGCUGCUGCGGCGGCGGCGACCACUGCCGCACAGGCGCUCGCGUUUGCAAACCAGGCUCUCCUCACCAGCACUCGGGCCAGUUUCGGGACGGGUGCAGACGCGGACAGCGACGCUUUCGUUUCCUCGACAGUCAGCUCGCCUUUCUCCGCGAUGCCAGCCUCGAGCAGAGGGAGGCUGCAGACCUACACUCAGGGAAUCCUGCCUGCCUCCUACUCCAGACAGUCCUCCCAGAACUACUGCCCGGAGGGCGGACAGAUAGCCAACUCUGCCAUAGAGCUCCAGAGGUCCAGACGAAGACUCAUCUCUCAGCGGUCUUCGCUCGAAACGCUCGAGGACAUUGAGGAAAAUGCUCCUCUCCGCAGAUGUCGAACCUUAUCUGGUUCCCCCCGACCAAAGAGCUUUAAGAAAGUCCACUUCAUAAAGAACAUAAGGCAACAUGAUAUGCGCAAUGGAAGGAUAGUCCUUAUCAGUGGCAGAAGAUCCUUCUAUAGUGUUUUUUCUGUCCUGCCCUAUCGAGAUUGUAGCCAAGCAGGGGAUGUAAAGCUGGAAGGAGGGCGCCAGCGACAUCCAUCAGGAAGCAUCAGUGCCAAGGAGAUGGUGAUCGGGCUGGAAGGAGUGGAGUUGGGAGCAGAUGGAAAGACUGUGUCCUACACCCAGUUCCUCUAUCCCACUAAUGUGCUGGGUGGUCGAAGGAACACCAUCGACUCCACCUCUUCCUUCUCGCAAUCUCGCAAUGCCAGCCACCGCAGCCUCAGCUUGGGCCGAGCCAACAGCAACCAGAGCAGCAUAGACACAGGGAAUGAUUUGGGGGAGAUUCGCGAGUACAACCCCAAUCUGCUGGAUGACCCUCAGUGGCCUUGUGGGAAACAUAAGAGAGUCCUCAUCUUCCCCUCGUACAUGGUGAGAAAGAACUGCAUCUCACAUGUCGUCAGUGUGGACGACAACAACAACAAGAGUAGUAGCAGCAGCUGCAGCCUUGCAAUAAUGGAAAGCUUGUUUUAUCGAAACACCCUGCAGUAUCUCACCACUAGUACUUUCCCUUUUGUGCUCACUUUUCCCUCAACAACCAACAACAAUAACACACCAGAAAGAUUUAUCUGGCUCAAGUUUCUUCUUAACUAAA